CCAAGCGUCCUAAUGCUCUAGGAUGAGCACCUCAGCCAUCCGCCGAAAGUCCUACAAGAAAGCCCAGCAAGAGGCAGAGGCUUUUGCUCCCAUCCAGUGGGAGGGGAAUCAUGGUGGAGGCGUGGAAGUGCCGGCUGGUAAACUGCAGGUCAUGGAGAAGUUCUUCACACCCGUGCCAUCAGGCAAGGAGGGGAAGGGAGCUGCUGAUAUGGAUCUGAGGAGCUGCCACCAGCAGUGGGCGGACAGCCGCAGUGAUCGGGGUUCUACCCUCUCUUGGUCCUCUUCCACCACAGCCUCCACCUCCUCAGCAUCUUGGUCUUCAGAGGCCAGUUUCAACAAGAAGACCUUCCUGAAGGCCAGUCCUCACUCUCAGCAUUCUCAGUCCUGCGUGGACAUCUCAAGUCAAGCCAGUGCUUUCCAUCACGGCCGAGAUCAGAAAGUGGCCUACAAGGUGGGAGAUCCAUCUGGUUCCAUGGUUCGGCUGAGGAAAGGCCAGAGCAAGAGCGCUGAUCGGCUGUCCCGUCGCCAGGGCCAUCAGGAAGUCCAGUUGUUACCAGGUCAAACCGACAGCAUUGACAGACGCCUGUAUAAGUCCCCCGGCCUAGAGCGCAGUCUCAUGUUCAAUGAGCAGGCCGAAAUCCUUGCCCCAGGGCAACCUCGCCAAACUGCAGCUUCAGGCCCCAGCAAAGGGAUCUUGAAAAACGGGGCAGUUACCAGAGGUGACCGGCUGCGGAAGGCAAAGUCCAUUGAGACCAUCACUGUACGCUCGCUGGAAGGAGAAUCUCGGCCUCCUCCUGGGCCUGUUGGUCCUCUGCAGCGACAGAAGCAGCCCCCGAGCAGCCUAGAUCUGAGUGCCCCCAAGAAGUCACCCAACAUGAAACGGAGGAAGCUGACCGACGAGAAGAUGCGUUUUUCACAGUUCCUCAAUGAGAUCACUCAGCAAGUAAUGAGCCCUUCUAGUCUCUGUUCCCUGGGCUGGAAGCCCCCAGCUGUUGCCUUGGCCAGCAAACCCCCCAGCACUGAUGGGUCCGAUUCCAAAGGCUCCAGCAGCAAAGCCAGCUCACCUGGGUCCUUUCUGGACGUGGCUGAGGGGAAGGAGGAAAAACCUUCACGAGGGAGAAGGAGACUGGUGAGGCCCUCAGCCAAAGGGGAUUUUGCCCACAAUCACUACACUAGACAACAGCCUAGCCCAGCUCCUGCCAGGACCACUGACGAGACUAGCACCAGUCCAGAAUGUGGCCCUCCUGCUCCUCUGACAGUCAGCUGGGGGAGUUUGCCAAAGCAACCAGGAGAGGCGAGCCAGGGGCGAAAGAAACUGCAGGAAACCAAAGCAGGGCUCGGCAAAGACAGUGAAGGUCAAGAAUUGCCCCUUCAGAAAGCUGAGGAGGACAUGGCAGGAGUUGCUGAGAAGCCAAGUACCACAGACCAUCAGGAGAACCGGGCGGGGAAGACCAGGACACUGAGCAAGGAAUUUCUGGAAGAGGUGAACACAGAACAACGUAUCUCUCCCCAGUUGCAACAGCCAACAUCCUCAGUCAGGAAGGAUGAGGAACAGUCUCGAUCAGGCCAGAAAGAUCUACAGAAAACUUGGGAAGAACUGGAAUCCUUAAAGGAAAAUUUUAGCAAGUUUCAGCAAGAUUAUUCAGACACGCGGCAGACCAACCAACUGCUGGAAGAGAAACUUCAGAAUAUUGCUCAGAUCAUGGCUGAAGAGAGGCAGGCAUUGAACCAGCGGAUUAAUGAACUCCUGGAGAGACUUGUCAUGUCUCAAAACACCCUUAACACCUUGGAGAAACUCAACAUCUCAGGACUGCUGUCCAAAUCCACUGCGGAGCACCAGCACGAAAAGGCCGACUCCCCUGACAGCUUUUGUUCGCUGACCAUCCUGGACAUCGUACCCCCUCCUGAUUUCAGGGAUGGCAUCUCCGACGCUCACCCCACACCCAUCCAGUUUGACUCGGCCACUGAAACCAGUAAGUUAGGCUGCAGCUCUGAGUCAGACACAGCUACCCCCAAUGGAGAGGAGAUCCCACUGCUGAGCUACAAAGCCCUAUCCCCACCACCAGAAGUACCCAGCAGGCAUUGCAGAAACCACACCCAGGUGACCGCCUUCAAGCCUUGGAAGCAGACAUCCACAAAAUUCUCGGUUGAGCACGUCAACUCGGCAGAGGGCGAGUACAGUGGAGAGGAAACAACUCCGCUGUGCCCUCUCCCAACACCACGCUUCUUAUACUUGAGGCAAGAGGCCCUGGUGGCUCCCUCAGGCCCUAGCAGUUUCCCUCCUUUGCCAGGCCCAGAGUCUGUUGUCUUUGGAUUGGUGCAUCCUACUUCCCCCUCUGGCGUUCCACCAAGCGGGCCACUCGAGCGAGUCCCAGAGGUCAGCAGCUCUGAGAGUUCUGACGACGGCGAGGUCUCGUGGUGCCCAGGCUUGAUGGAGAAGGCAUCGGGAUCCCACCUAGAUUAUCAGGCCGCCCAGAAGAUGUUAGACAGCCUGCUCCGCAAGAACUCCGGGCAAGAGAAGACCCUAGGGAAGGAACCCCUCCAGACUGGCAGACUGGGAGGCUUUAGCUUCACCAGUUACCAAGAGGGGAACGGGCCAGGCAGAACUCCAGACCGUCAACACCGAAUUCGCUUCUGUCAGGACUUCUCAAACCCUGUGGAGGAAUUGGCAGAGGGGAAGAGCUACCCCUGCCUCCAGUAUGUCAGAGGGUCCCUCCCGAGGGGUGCCAAGGGGGAAGCAGGGGGGCUGGAGAGCAUCGAUGCUGCUCAAGACUCUACUUUACUCUGAAGUGGGAAGACUGCCGCCGGUACGAGGAGAGAACGCUCGAACACUGCAUGCUCCUGUUCCCUAAUUUCAGCAUUUGUGGGGGGAAGCUGGUUCCAGUUACUCGGUGCUGAGAAGAGUGUGAUUUGCAGGAAGUUUUGCCCAAUGGCACUUGAACGGGAAAGAGAUUCUGGGAUUAUAAUCCAAGUUUCAGGGAAGCCCUGAUAGAUCCUUGUUUCUUCUUCCAGGACUAUCUUUGCUUUGGUUGUGUUUCCCUUUAAUUAAAAAAAAGAUGUGAAACUGAA
This is a messenger RNA of Sphaerodactylus townsendi, 3069 nucleotides long. RefSeq lists its product as uncharacterized. The transcript has 6 exons. NCBI's taxonomy places the organism in Eukaryota, Metazoa, Chordata, Lepidosauria, Squamata, Sphaerodactylidae. The record is from RefSeq and is a predicted model, not a curated record. Bases 23 to 2788 code for a protein of 921 amino acids.